Messenger RNA from Rhopilema esculentum, 3376 nucleotides. The record is from RefSeq and is a predicted model, not a curated record. NCBI's taxonomy places the organism in Eukaryota, Metazoa, Cnidaria, Scyphozoa, Rhizostomeae, Rhizostomatidae.
GCUUAGUAAUUAGUAAUAUUUGAAUUGUGCUUCUUAAACAGCAACUGCAUCUGCAGCAACAACAACGUCGAACCGAGUAACCUAUUCAGCCAGCUCAUGUAAUGCACAAUUCAUUGCACAAUUCCGAAGAGAAUUUGAAGCCAAAAUCCAAACGAUUCAGAAAUAUUUCCCUAUUUGUGGAUUUAGCUGCGACUUCAGUCAAAUAAGCAUCAAAUGUGACAGUGUAUCGAGACGGCGAAGAAGCACGGGUGGCUCGGUUGCAACAAUUACAGCAGACUUCCCGGUGAACACCACCAGUGGAGAGAACUAUACACAGCAAGUUCAGAGUGGUUUUAAAAACGGGCAGUUCAACAUGACGAUAUCGGUCAAUGACGUCACGAUCAAUUCCACAAACAACGACCUCGAAACAACUGUAUCUAUAAAGUGUCCCCAGGGAAGCAUCCUCCAAUCUCAGAAUAAAAAAUGCAUUAUUUGCCCAGCUGGAACAUACCACAAUGUGUCAGGCAAUGAAUGUAUCGAUUGUUCCAUUGGCUUAUAUCAACAAAUGGAUGGUUGGACCAACUGUACAGCGUGUCCUUUUGGAACUACAACAUUCAAUGUUGCUUCCAAUCACAGCUCUGCCUGUAAAGAAAUCUGUACCGCUGGAAGCUUCUUUAGCAUGACUGCAGACAGGUGUCAGCUUUGUCCUGAGGGAUUCUACCAGGAAAAUACUGGCAAAAUGCAAUGUGAUUAUUGCCCUAGUGGAAGGUCUUCUAGUCUUGGAGCCAAAAAUGUUUCUGAAUGUGUAGGCAAGUACAAAUUAAUAUAUUUCUGAAUGUGUAGGUCUUUUUUGUUUAAGUCAAACAAAUGAUAGCUUAGUUUGUUACCCUUUUAGCAGUGAUAUCUGUAAUAAAUAUUGAAUAUUUCUUUUAAAUGAAAGUUCUGCGAUUAAGGAAGUUUAUUAUGAUAACUAUGAUAUUGAGAUGACAGUUUCUUACCGAGCAGUACACAUUAAAAAGUUUGUUCUUUGUACAAUAUAGUGUUUUCGGAACGUGUGCAUCAAACAAAGACAAACUUAUAGCAAAGAUGAGACGGCUGCUUUAAAGUGGUUACCGUCAUAUUUUGACUAAGCCUACCUCCCAAGGGGGGGGGGGAUUCAACGGCAUAAAUAUCUCUCGAAAAGCAAACUUUAUAUUCAAAAUUAGGCGACAUAUGGUCAAUAAAAGAUUUAAAGUUUGCUACCUGUAGUAACCUAAUUGACUAUGCGCAGGAGCAUUACUUUAUGUGACCCAUGUUUAUAUAGUUUCAGAUUACAGUUGACAGUAUUACAGUUAUGUGUGUAGGCCGUUUGAAGUUAAUAUAAAGUUAUCGUUUUGUUUCUGUUCAACCCAUGCGUUGUUCUAUCUCCUUCACAUCUUAACAUUGGCGACGAGAAUGUCUGUACAACUCAAUCCAUUACCACCGUUCGACCCGAAUGCAGAACUUGGAGCGAGUGUUGCUGCCAGAUGGAAACUUUGGCUACGUGAUUUUGAUACUUUUCUUGUGGCUAGCGGAAUUCGAGACGCUAAGCGCCAGAAAGCUUUGUUACUUUACCAAGCUGGACCCAAAGUUCGAGAAAUUUUUAACCAGUUGAGUGAUGUCAACGGAGAAGGGAAUGAAGACAACUUUGCGACAACAAAAGCCAAGCUCAUUGAGUACUUCGAGCCUCAGAAAAAUCGACGGUAUGAAGUUUAUCGUUUUCGUGAAACUCGUCAGGGAGAUCAAGAAUCGCUCGAUACUUUUCAUACACGACUCAGGCCGAUAUCCAGUACAUGCGAAUUCGAAGAUGUAGACUUUGAAAUCGAGGAACAAAUAAUUAUAGGGGGUCGAUCUUCCCGUAUAAGACGCCGAGCUUUGCGUGACCCUACGUAUACCCUUAAAGACAUGCUAAUCGAUGGAAGACGGGAUGAAACCAGUUCGUAUCAAGCCCGAGAUAUAGAAACCACCCACGUACACACAGAAACAACGAACCGCUUGCAAUCGAAGUCUGAUAACAAGACUUGCAACAAUUGUGGAGGAGAAUGGCCGCACAAAAAUCAAUGCCCCGCGCAAGGGAAAACAUGUCGCAAGUGCAACAAACCGAACCACUUUCAAUCAGUUUGUAGGAGCUCAAAAUUCUCGAAGCAGAAACAAAGACGUCCUGCACAUUCUCGCAAAUCACAUGCAGCGGUGAGACCUUUGCAGCAUGAGGAUAAUUCUAGUGACGAGGAAUACCUGUAUACGGUCUCAAAUGGCAACGACAAAUUAUCAAAACGCAGCCCUGUGGUUAAUGUUGUGGUCGAGGGUCACAAGUUCAACAUGAUAUUGGACACCGGAUCCACAAUCAACGUUAUCGAUAGAAAUACUUUCGAAAAGAUGCACGGAGUCAAGUUACAACAAACCAAAAUAAAAGCUUUUCCAUUCAACUCUUCGAAACCAGUUUGUUUUAUAGGAAAAUUUGAAUCGAUGAUCACAACAAAAUCUCGCUAUGGAGUUGCAACAUUUUAUGUCCUAAAAGAUCGUAAUGCUGGUUGUUUACUUUCAGCCAAUACAGCACAAGAACUUGGAGUCAUAACGCUGAAAUUGAAAAAACUUUCAGUUUCAGCAACCCCUACAAAACAUAUUGAUCCGCAAAUUGAUGCCAUUAUUCAACGUUUCAACAAAGUCUUUGAAGGAACUGGUAAACUGAAGGGGUACUCGGUGAAGCUAAACAUCGACGAAAAGGCAAUACCACGUGCACAACCGCAAAGGAGAAUUCCUUUUCAUUUGAGAAAGAAAGUUAAAGAAGCUGUCACCCAGCUGGAAAAAGAGGGGAUCAUUGAAGCUGUACCAGAAAACGCGCCUUCGCAGUGGGUAUCUCCAAUCGUCGUAGUACCGAAAAAGGAUGGAUCUGUUCGUCUUUGCGUAGAUAUGCGUGUGCCAAAUACUGCAAUAAAACGUGUACGUUAUCCGAUCCCUACAUUGAAUGAUAUCAGCAUUCAACUCAAUGGUGCCAAAUAUUUCAGUAAAUUGGAUCUAAACCAAGCUUACCACCAGCUACCAUUACACAUAGACAGUCGUUUUAUCACUACCUUCAGCACACACGUAGGACUUUAUCGAUACACUUGUCUCAAUUAUGGGACAAAUGCUGCUAUGGAAAUUUUCCAGCAUGUUUUACAAGAAUCUUUACAAGGUAUAAAUGGAGUGCUGAACAUCGCAGAUGACAUCGUAGUUUUUGGCAAAACUCGCAAGGAACACGAUUUAGCUUUGCAAAAUUGUUUGCAACGUCUGCAUUCAAAAUGCCUUACGCUAAAUCUCAAGAAAUGUAACUUUCUACAGAAAUCAAUUCAGUUUUAUGGACAAAUUUUCACAGAACAUGGUACGCAGCCAGAUCCAGCCC